CAAGAAAGGGAAGCGAAAAAAAGAGGAACGGAUAUACGCAUCGCCUCGAUAUUUUAUUUCACCACAUGUCUAACAACGGCCCAUAUAUUCUCGAUCGUUGCUAACCUCGCCUCGCCUUUCUUUGCUUUCAGGGAUUUGCGACCGGUUAGCCUGGAAAAAGGGCAGGAGACCCUCAGACUUCGGGUCUAUGCCUGUUACGCCUGGGGUGGGCCCCUGCUGGUCGCCGGCUUGGCGGCUCUUCUGGACCAUCUUCCGUCGCAGCCUCAAUAUACAUUCCUGAGGCCCCGCUUCGGCGAGAAGCAGUGCUGGUUCUACGGUGACAUGGAAAUUCUGGCGUACUUCUUUGGACCGGUCGGAGUGCUCUUGGCUGUAAAUCUUCUGUUUUUCGCCGUAACUGCCCGUGAAUUGACGUGUGGUCUCUGGAAAGGCGAAUUCGUAAAAAGCACCACCGAAAGAGCGACGCUGGGCCGCAUAUGCAUGAAACUGGUGAUCGUAAUGGGUGUUACCUGGGUGGCGGACGUGAUCUCAUGGGCUGUCGGCGGGCCUCUGUACAUCUGGUACUUCACCGACUUGAUAAACGCCUUCCAAGGGGUGCUGAUUUUCGUGGCGGUCGGUUGCCAGCCGCAAGUCAGAGCGGCGCUCAAGAGACUCUUCAGCAGAAAUCCACAGACGAACGCCGGACGGCAGGGUAACGGGCACAGCACGACUAGUCACGGGAUGCCCAGCAUGGGCGACAGCGUUACCCAGAAUCCGAGCACCAAGAUUGCGCCAUUGGAGACCAUCUGUUAAAGUGGUUUCCUUUCGCGGAAAGAAUUUUUCCAUCCUUUUGUCGAAAGUCGUUUACACAUGUUCGCACAUACACACAAUCGAAUGACACGAAUUGUCACGUUAAUUUAAAAUUGAUGCGAAGUCCUUGAGAAUAUAUAUGGUAUGGUUAACAUCUCACGUUUAUGAGCAAAAGCGUGAUAAGUGACGUAGGCUUUCUUUUUCGCGAGCGAGACAUCACGCGGAACCACCGGAAAGAUCUUUAUUUCGGGCCGUAAUCGAUCGGAGAAUAUUUCUGCAGAAUCGAUUUAGUAAAAGAAUUGUCUUGCGUCACAGGUCUGUUGACCUGUAAAGUUUAAAUCCCGCUGGAAGUAUCGACAUUUUUCUGACAAUAGACAAAUCCGCAGGAAGUCCGCAUGAUCUCUAAAGGAUACCUGAAGAUAGAGAAAUAGUCAGUUGAAUGCGUUUCAAGUAUAGGUAUUUAGAACUUUCAUAUUUGAGUUUUCUUGCAAAACGCGAUAACGUAUAUUUUGCGCAAUCAAAUAAUAUAAUAAAGGAAGGGGGAGAAAUUACGCGAAUUUUCUCUCCCCUAUCUAGUCGUAAAAAUUUUGCUGCAUGGACAUGAAGAUACAACAUUUUUGAGAUCGUUAUUUAAUUUUAAUUAUAGAGAGAGAGAGUAUUAAAAAUGACAUGUAUGAGAUAAAAUUACUUCAAAUCUUCCUGUCACACACGGACUAUUCGAUGAAUACGCAGUCAUUUUAAUUUUUCAUUUACAACAUGACUUGCCGAAUGAAAUACAAUUGGAAAAUCGGCAAUGUACUGUAAUUAUCUGAAAUCUCGCUAAGUGUCUAGAUUGUUUUGUUUGACCAGGAUUUAACCACACAUAAUUAUCAGAUUGUACAAAACGAGCGGCGAUACGGUUCGCCUUAAUCACUGAAUUUGAGAAAACUGUAUAACACACUUGCCCUGACAAAGAUAGAUCACGAAAUUUCGCUGACGAAAGAUCGAGAACGUUAAUUGUCUAUUCCUGUUUUGGUGCUGACGGAACACACCACGCGAUCCAUCUUUUCUGACGUAAGCAAUUACUCAUUGUAUGGGUAUCGCAAUUAGAAGCGACUCUUUGGAACAUGAUAUCAUUGAUCUCGUGAUAGAUAGUGCAAAUUUUCGAACAAAUGAGAUAUAUAGUAUUGAGAACUAAAAAAUAGUGCAGAAAGAUAUUUCAACUUUACACGUGAAGUUUUUUGAAUUAUAAUAUUUUUAUCUAUAGCCAACGCAACUUUUCCGCGCACUGAAAGUACCUAUAUUCGCAACAAGACAUUAUAUAGGUAUGUCUGUAUAAUUAAUAUAUCACGAAAAAGUGUAAAAUGAUUGAAAUUCCGACAUUAAUGCACAGAUAUCUAGAAAUAUCUUUUUGUCCAUCUAAUACGAAAUGUUUCAGAUUUGUAUUUCUAAUUCGUGAAUGAUUGCUUAGCGAUUUAGGAAACGCCGCGAAACGUCCAACUCCACGCAGCUUCGAAAAUCAAUUGUGAUACAAAUCACUCAUAAAUCAAAGUUUAAUAGCGAUACGCGGCUAAACAGACAAUGACGCGCACUCUUCGGACCUCGGUAAUGGCCUGAAACAAUGCGUUGAUUUAUGAUCGAGGCGAGUUAAUAUUUUUUCCUCACCGGACAACGAUAUUCAUUGAUAUUAAUAAUAUCGGCCCACACGACGGGCGCAAGUAUCUCCGCAAGAUUAAUCACUUUUAAUAAUAGACGAUACAAUAGAGUGUCAUUGUCGCCGCUCGCUCGAAAAUGAAAAUUACACUACGCCACGUAUAUAGACAAUUUUGCGUUCUAAAAUUAUUUCGCAAUUUUGCGGCAGAUAAUUUUUGUGAAAAUCUCUCUAUAAAUCUUUUAUACUUUAUACCGAUUACACAAUUUAUACCAUGUAUAAUCUACCAUUUAUUAUAAAAAGUAUCGAAAACACAAUUUUGAUUGUAAUGAGAGAAAUAUUACAUCUGCCAUAACAUUACAGCAUAAAAUAUUAACGUCUAAUGAGAUAGAGCAUCCAGAAUGCAAUUUCUUUUUUUUAUUUAUUGUUAGUAAUAAUUGUUCUCUCGAGACGAAAAUUUGAAACGAAACGGCGAACAAUCUCGCCUGCUCGCAUUCAUUACCUCGUAUUAUCAAAGGACGAUCGGGGUUCAUCAUGAAUUUCCUUCCGAGUCUUCCUGCUUUUAUUAUUCAUCGGAUGUUAUCGAAUUUGGAAGCAAUCGUUUUUCCGUUUUCUUUAGCAUAAAUUUACAUCGGCGUCGUUAGCCGAUUCGAGAGGACGGUCACUAGCUGACAUUAACAUGUAACACGCAUACACAUAUACAUACAUACACGCACAUUGUAGCUUUCGAGCUACAAUUUAUCACUGAUCAGCUGCGGACAGUUGGUACCGCAUGUAAAAAAGCUCCAUUGCAUUGCGUGCUACGUGAGAUGCAUAUAAAAAGGUUUAGCGAACAAUUCGCAUACACACAAUUUAUCGAUGUGUGCGUUGCUUCGCGCAUGAAUAAUCCGUUUAUGCGAUCGUUCGAAGUUGGAUCGUCCAACAUUUGUUUAUCGAAUCAUUUUUAUAUAAAAGGAAUCAAGCGCGACAAUUUUUGAAUUGAAAUGAAAUUGUUUAUGACAUAAAAUAUUAUAUAUAUAUAUAAAAAUUUUCUUUGUUUUUAAAAAA
Molecule: messenger RNA, 3463 nt
Organism: Nylanderia fulva
Lineage: Eukaryota; Metazoa; Arthropoda; Insecta; Hymenoptera; Formicidae
Source: RefSeq, a predicted model, not a curated record